UUUGCUUUUUGUUCUUGAGCUGCGUCGAUAUUGCGCGCUUCACAAUGAGUCCAUUGUCAUCUCUGAGAACGGACGGGGACAAGAUUGAAAUUAUCAAUCAGUUAUUGUUGCCCCAUACAACAGAAUGGUUACCCAUUGACUCCGUCGCUGACGCUUAUGAAGCCAUUAAAUCCAUGAAGAUACGGGGGGCACCAGCCAUUGCAUCUUUGGCAUCCUUGUCCAUUGCACAAAAUUUAUCUCGCUCAUUGAAGGCCACUCCGCCACCUGACUUCCUCGCUACUCCUAGGGCACUUCAAGCCCAUCUCAACUCGCUUCUCGACUUCCUCUUCAAGUCCAGACCGACUGCAGUUAAUCUUGGGACGGCUAUACGACGUCUUCGCAAUAGACUGGGGGUUUUAAUUGAAAGUGGCGCUCAGGACGUCCCUGCAAUAGUUAAUGAACUCAUCAAGGAAGCACGUUUGAUAGCGGACGAGGAUCUCGGCAGGAAUAAGGAAAUGAGCAAAAAUGGGGCGGACUGGCUGCUUCGUGUCCAGAGCGCUAAUCUACUGGAUAAUGGCAGAGUGAAUAUACUCACCGUAUGCAACACCGGUUCGCUGGCGACUUCGGGAUAUGGAACAGCCCUGGGCCUCAUCACACGUUUGUUCGAAACUGGAAAAUUGAAUAACGCGUACUACACCCAAACGGCACCAUAUCACCAAGGAUCUCGCCUCACCUCAUAUGAACUCGUGACCAUGGGGGCACCUUCGGUCAUGAUCUGUGACACGAUGGUCGGGUCCUUGUUUCAGCAUGUCCCCAUACACGCUGUUGCGGUAGGCGCCGACCGAAUCGCCAAGAAUGGUGACACUGCGAAUAAAAUUGGGACAUAUAAUGCUGCCGUCCUGGCCUCCAGGCACAAGAUCCCAUUCAUUGUUGUAGCGCCCGUCAGCACUGUUGACUUGGACAUUGAGGACGGUUCAAAAAUACCCAUCGAACAUCGGCCACCCUUGGAAGCCUGCCUUGUUCGUGGCGCCCUUCACCCCGUGGCUCAGGAUCAAGCAGUGCCCAAUCAGGCGGUUGUCAUGCUUACUCCCGCAAACAUAGACCUGAAAAAAGGCGUUUAUAACCCUAGCUUCGAUGUUACACCAGCCGAGCUUAUCGCUGCAAUCGUCACGGAGAAAGGUGUGGCGACCAAAACUGAAGGAUCAUCCGCUUUUGAUCUAUCCACUGUUGUGUGAAAGAACAAAAUAAAUAAAAUAUCAAUAUCUGCU
This is a messenger RNA of Cantharellus anzutake, 1247 nucleotides long. Its product is annotated as Methylthioribose-1-phosphate isomerase. The transcript is spliced from 7 exons. The coding region runs from base 45 to 1214 and encodes 389 amino acids. Gene Ontology annotation, molecular function: S-methyl-5-thioribose-1-phosphate isomerase activity. NCBI's taxonomy places the organism in Eukaryota, Fungi, Basidiomycota, Agaricomycetes, Cantharellales, Hydnaceae. The record is from RefSeq and is a predicted model, not a curated record.